AUGGGUCUUUCAGUUACAGAGAAACUUUAUUUGUAUGACUCGUUGACGAGUAAUCCGGUGGUUAGACCAGAUGGUAGGAAACCGCAUCAGUUUAGGCCCAUUGAAGUUUUCACGGAUUUUCUACCUAGUGCCAAUGGAUCUUCGAGGAUAAUUGCCAGUGACGGUAGCGAAUGUAUUGUAAGUAUUAAGGCCAAAGUGAUUGACCAUACAGUUGAGGAUGAAUUAAUCCAUGUAGAGAUAGAUAUCGCGGGACAGAGGGACGAUUCGCCGCAGGUUGAGACUAUGACUUCACUGUUGAAUAAUGUGUUGGAACCUAGAGGUGGGAUUGAUGUGUCGAAAUUGAGACUUACUAAGAGGUAUAGCUUCAAAAUAUUUAUCGAUGUGCUGUUGCUUUCAUCAGCUUCACAUCCGGUCUCUUUGAUAUCGAUGGCUAUACACUCUGCAUUGAAUUCUACAUGUCUACCGAAACUUGUCUCAAGUUUCGAUGACUUGGAAGUGGAAGAGUUGCCAACCUUCCACGAUUAUGAUUUGGUUAGGCUCGAACUGAGUGCUCCAGUGGUAUUUGUCGCUGCCAUAGUUGGUGACAGUAUACUUAUGGAUGCAGCAGCAGCGGAGAGUGAAGUUUCUAAUAAUGGGCUAAUCAUUACGUGGUCAAACGGUAAAGCAAUCUCACCGAUAAGAACAGUGGCACUCAAUGACUCGGACGUGAAAGGGUUUGAUCCAAAGAUUUUGCAGAAGGCUAUAACGAUGGUGGAAGAAUAUGCUCCUGAUGUACUUCGAGCUCUAAAUAACGCAUAA
This is a messenger RNA of Torulaspora delbrueckii, 798 nucleotides long. It is a transcript of the gene RRP42, whose product is annotated as exosome non-catalytic core subunit RRP42. The record is from RefSeq and is a predicted model, not a curated record. NCBI's taxonomy places the organism in Eukaryota, Fungi, Ascomycota, Saccharomycetes, Saccharomycetales, Saccharomycetaceae. The transcript has a single exon. Gene Ontology annotation, biological process: nuclear mRNA surveillance; U1 snRNA 3'-end processing; TRAMP-dependent tRNA surveillance pathway. Bases 1 to 798 code for a protein of 265 amino acids. Gene Ontology annotation, cellular component: nuclear exosome (RNase complex); cytoplasmic exosome (RNase complex).